CCCGGUACCUUGGGACCGCGGGCAGGGCGGUGUCGGGGCCCGCUGUGGAAGCGGCGAGGCGCGGUGAGGGCUCAUAGCCGGCCCGGGGGGCAGCGCCGGGGGCGAGGCGCUCUCGGGACAGCCACCGUUUGUGUUCCGGUCGGUAGCGAAGAUGUCGGCGCCAACGAUGGAGGAGAGGAAGGCCUGCUGGGGGGCCCGGGACGAGUUCUGGCAGUGUUUGGAUAGGCAUGCGGACGAUGCCUCCAAGUGCGAGAAGCUGCGGCUGUGCUUCGAGUCCCGGUGUCCGCAGCAGUGGGUUAAAUAUUUUGACAAAAGAAGAGACUUUUUAAAAUAUAAAAAAAAGCUUGAAACAGAAGGGUAUCAUCCUUCAGAAGCUGCUGGAAAGUCUUAGGUACUCUGCUUUCAAAAUAAAUCUAGUGAGAAUAGCUAUGGAAGGAAGAAGCAUGAGAAAGCAACAGAAGCUGCUUGAGCUCAAGAACUGGUAACCCGUCUCCCCGAAAUGCAGGCUGCUGUUCUUCUCGCAAGGUCUCAUGUGUCUGCUGAAAAAAGAUGGUCAUGGACAGCUUUUUCAUGAGUAUAAGUCAAAGAAACAUGGUGCAGGGCUGUUCACAAAUCUAAGGUUUUGAAUGUAUAAUUAGUCAAAUUGUUUCACAGGAAUAAAUGAUUAUUUAAUAGUGUAAUGUACAUAUUCUAAAGAGAACAAUAAAAUUGUUUUUCAGUAAGUGAA
Messenger RNA from Gymnogyps californianus (California condor), 727 nucleotides. Its product is annotated as cytochrome c oxidase assembly factor 6 homolog. The transcript has 2 exons. NCBI's taxonomy places the organism in Eukaryota, Metazoa, Chordata, Aves, Accipitriformes, Cathartidae. The record is from RefSeq and is a predicted model, not a curated record. Bases 152 to 391 code for a protein of 79 amino acids. Gene Ontology annotation, biological process: respiratory chain complex IV assembly. Gene Ontology annotation, cellular component: respiratory chain complex IV; mitochondrion.